Pectinophora gossypiella (pink bollworm) is the source of this 3284-nucleotide messenger RNA. It is a transcript of the gene nAChRalpha7, whose product is annotated as neuronal acetylcholine receptor subunit alpha-7-like. The transcript is spliced from 11 exons. Gene Ontology annotation, cellular component: postsynaptic membrane; synapse; neuron projection. Lineage: Eukaryota; Metazoa; Arthropoda; Insecta; Lepidoptera; Gelechiidae. Gene Ontology annotation, biological process: chemical synaptic transmission; signal transduction; monoatomic ion transmembrane transport. Bases 1 to 1527 code for a protein of 508 amino acids. Gene Ontology annotation, molecular function: acetylcholine-gated monoatomic cation-selective channel activity; transmembrane signaling receptor activity. The record is from RefSeq and is a predicted model, not a curated record.
AUGGGCGGCGGGCGGGCGCGCCGCGCGCUGGCGGCGGCGCCCGCGGCGCUGCUGCUGCUGCUGGGCCUGCUCUGGCCGAGGGGGGCGUGUGGCGGCUACCACGAGAAGCGUCUGCUUCACCACCUGCUGGACCACUACAACGUGCUGGAGAGGCCGGUGGUCAACGAGAGCGACCCGCUGCAGCUCUCCUUUGGCCUCACGCUCAUGCAGAUCAUCGACGUGGACGAGAAGAACCAGCUACUUAUAACAAACAUCUGGCUAAAACUGGAGUGGAAUGAUAUGAACCUGAGGUGGAACACUUCUGAUUUCGGUGGCGUCAAAGACUUGCGGGUGCCGCCCCACAGGCUAUGGAAACCAGAUGUCCUUAUGUACAACAGUGCGGAUGAAGGGUUUGACAGUACGUACCCCACGAACGUGGUGGUACGCAACAACGGGUCGUGCCUGUACGUGCCGCCAGGCAUCUUCAAGAGUACCUGCAAGAUAGACAUCACCUGGUUCCCCUUCGACGACCAGCGCUGCGAGAUGAAGUUCGGCAGCUGGACUUAUGAUGGAUAUCAAUUGGACCUACAACUACAAGAUGAAUCGGGUGGAGAUAUAAGCAGUUUCGUCACGAAUGGCGAAUGGGAGCUUAUAGGCGUCCCAGGCAAGCGGAAUGAAAUCUACUACAACUGCUGUCCGGAGCCGUACAUAGACAUCACUUUCGCGGUGGUGAUACGACGGAAGACACUCUACUACUUCUUCAAUCUGAUCGUGCCCUGCGUGCUGAUAGCCUCCAUGGCGCUGUUAGGGUUCACCCUGCCGCCCGACUCGGGAGAAAAGCUGUCUUUAGGUGUGACGAUCCUGCUGUCGUUAACGGUGUUCUUGAACAUGGUGGCGGAGACGAUGCCGGCGACCUCCGAUGCAGUGCCUCUACUGGGUACCUACUUCAACUGCAUCAUGUUCAUGGUAGCCUCCUCCGUCGUCUCCACCAUACUCAUCCUCAACUACCACCAUCGGCACGCAGACACGCACGAAAUGAGCGACUGGAUCCGCUGCGUGUUUCUGUACUGGUUACCGUGGAUCCUGCGCAUGUCGCGCCCGGGUUCGGCGGCGACGCCCCCGCCCGCUCGCGCGCCGCCGCCGCCGGACCUGGAGUUGCGCGAGCGCUCGUCCAAGUCGCUCCUCGCGAACGUGCUCGAUAUCGACGACGACUUCCGCCACACGCACGCGCAGCAGCCGCCUUGCUGCCGAUACUACAGGUCCCUCGACGAUCUACACGAACACUACUCGCCAGGGGCUGAGGAGAAUGGCGCGGGGCUGGCGGCGCACAGUUGCUUCGGUGUCGACUAUGAGCUGUCGCUCAUACUCAAAGAGCUUCGAGUCAUCACAGAUCAGAUGCGCAAAGACGACGAAGACGCGGACAUUUCGCGCGACUGGAAGUUCGCCGCCAUGGUCGUGGACAGACUGUGCCUUAUUAUCUUUACCCUGUUCACAAUCAUUGCCACGCUAGCCGUGCUGCUGUCCGCGCCACACAUCAUGGUGUCGUAGCGACCCGCCCGCCUGCGGCUGCGCAUGCGUAACGUUCUGUGAUAACGCGAGUACUUGUUAAGUUGUGAUGUGCGAAGCGGCGCGGGCGUCGACGCCGCGGCGUCGGAGUUGCCGCCGCCCGCCUCGCCGCCCGCGCCCCCCUGUAGACAUAAGUUACCGCUGACUGCCAUUCCUAUGCGCUCAAACGAAUACUGCCUAUCCGACUAAUGUCCUAUGAAACUUUGUGACCUCCUGUCAGCGACUCGUGCUCUUUUCUCCCAAGAACCAAUAAAUGACCAAGGGUCGUUAACCUUGGGAAAUGUAAUACUACCAACUAGUCUCUUAUAGAGUCAAGAAAGGUGUUCGAGAGGGACGAGUGGUUCCGUGCGGAGGGAGCCGCCAGACAACGUAGUAGGUACGUGGCAGUAGUGGCUGUGCCGGGCCGCGCGCUGCCCGCGGUUGCGGCCCGGCGGCCCGCUGGCAGCUCGACAGCUCUACGCUAGAGUAGUCGCCGUCUCGAAUGGUCCACCUCGGUGGCCAGUUCUGAAAAUUUUAGCACAAAAACGUCUUCCUUCAUACCGUUGAACGACCUGGUUCGCAUUAAAAAUUUAACUUUGUUAGAACUUUCUCGAUUCUUGAAAUCUAUUGUACAGUUUAGGAUUUGGGCAGUAAAUAAGCAAUGGCCCUUUGUUUCCUUCUUGUUCGAUUCCGUGAAUCGUGGUUAUGAUCCCUAACUUUAUUUUCAGAUGUAUUUGUGUCAGUAGCUAGUAUAGAACUUUACAAACAAUGUUGAUUCAAUUGGUACAGGUUGUGAUAUGCCUCGUUGUGAACGGGUCGAUAUUGUUAUAAAUGGUAAAAUAUCCAAGGCUAUAGCUUAAUAAAACGUUCGUUAAAAGUUGUAGUAAACAAAAUAUUAUUUUAUUAAAUUCAUACCUGGGUCUUUCGGAAUGACUUAUACAAAUAACUAAAUUAAAUUACAUGAUAUCACGUUUAUACUUCUUUCAAUAAAGUUACAGUAAUCAUGCUGCAAUAAUGUUAGCUUGUGAGCAAAGUUUCUCCUUUUCAAGAAUCUUAAUUAUUGAGAGUAAAAUCAUUCAUCGGGUUGCAAAAUAUUGUAUUCAUGCAUGAUCAUUUCAUCUGUAUUUCAUAAUUUUGUAUGAUUUGUUUAAAAACGGUGUAAAAUAAGUUGACGUUCGUCGAUAGGGAACAUUGAACUGAGGUGCCUAUACAGCAUAUAGUAUAUAGUACAGCAGUCGACUAGUACCGCUGUUACACUGUCUCGACCAGCACUCACGCUCAUCUGACUCACUCCGGCGAUAACUCGCUCAUUGAGUUCGACCAUAUUCACUUCUGAUCCACAAAUACAUUGUGACCCAAUCCUGACAUAACUCAUAUACAAGGAUAGGUAUUACUUUCAACUAUUGUUUUCCAGAAAGCAUUGAACACCUCCUAGAAAGAAAACGUCAAUCGUUAUUAGGAGCAGGUGCGGCGGGUACGUAAACUGAAUGUACCCACGCACUGCCUCUAUCAUGUUUUCUUUCUCCGAGGUUAUUGCUAAGAUGUAAUUGUAGGCGUUCCUUUUAGGAAGUUGCUGAACGACUAUGGUUAUGUUGUCAAUGUUUUCUGUGAUCGGUUUACUGUUGUAUAUCUGGUGUCAUCAACCGAUGAUGGCGGUUGUGUGAGGAGCCGGUCGGUGGGGGCCGCGAGUGACCUGCGUCUACGCGCGCCUCGCGGCACCACCGUCAGCAAGGGGACGCACUGCGGUCCCCAUAAUUUGU